GUAUUUCCUUGUUUACCUGCGUUGAAUAGUUAUUGUACGUUCAGUUGCAAAAAAAAAAUAAUUGAAAUACGAACAUUAAUUUAUUCAUCACGUGACCAAGCCCUCUUCAGCAAGAACUAGAACAUCAAGAACAAUGGGAGACUACGGAGGAGGUUAUCAACAGCGUAGUUUUGGAGGUGGUAGAGGCGGUGGCCGUGGUGGUGGUGGAGGAUUUGGUGGUGGUGGCAGAGGAAGAGGUGGCGGUGGCCGAGGGGGUGGUGGUGGAGGAGGAGGAAAUAGAGGAAGCAGAGAUGCCGAUUAUUACACAGACCCAAAUGCAGAGAACUUUUGCAAACUUUUCUUGGGUGGUCUUGCACCUGAAACAACAGAAGAUUCUAUUAAAGACCAUUUUGGAUCAUAUGGAACAAUUGUAGACUGUGUUGUUAUGAGAGACCAGGAAAAGAAGAGAUCAAGGGGGUUUGGCUUUGUCACAUUUAGUGAAUCCUCCUGUGUAACAGAUGUACAGGCAAACAGACCACACAAAAUAGAUGGCAAACAAAUAGAAACAAAAAGAGCUACUCCUAAACAUCAACAGGCGGAGGGUCAAGAUGCUAAAGUAUCAACUAAAAAAUUAUUUGUUGGUGGAAUUAAAGACGAUAUGACUGAAGAUAUGUUACGUGAAGAAUUCUCAAAAUAUGGAAAUGUACAGUCCGUUAAAGUAAUACAGGGAAAAGGGUUUUGCUUUAUCGAGUUUGAUGACCAUGAUGCUGUAGACUGGUGUAAUUUGAUUGGCAAAUUCCAAAUUUGUGACAAGUGGGUGAAUGCAAAGAAAGCUCAGGACAAAAGCAAGCAACCACAGCAAGGCGGACAGCGUGGAGGUGGUGGUGGUUACGGACAACAGGGCUAUGGCGGUGGCGGUUAUGGAGGAGGUGGCUACGGUGGUGGCGGCGGGUACGGAGACAGUGGUUACGGAGGUGGAUAUGGUGGAAAUGAUUAUGGUGGUGGAUUUGGUCAAGACUACCAGGGAAGUUACGGAGGUGGUCCAAUGAAAUCAUCAGGUGGUUACGGAGCUCAGAGAUCUCAACCUUAUGGAGGUGGAGGUGAGUCAUAUGAUGGUGGAUAUGGACAGGGUGGUUAUGGAGGUGGACAGGGCGGUUACGGUGGUGGUGGCGGAUAUGAUCAAAGUGGCGGCUAUGGCAGUGGAGGUGGUGGUUACGGAAGUGGCUACGGCAGUGGAGGUGGUGGUGGCGGAUACGGAGGUGGCAGUGGAGGAGGCGGCGGUGGCUAUGGCAGGCGGUAGACUGGCUCUAUCACACACAAAAGGAACACAGUAGAUUGGCUGAAUCAAUGAAGCAUGAGGAAUAAAUAAUCCAGAUAAUACCUGCCAAAGCAGUCCUUAAACCUUAAGUGCUCCUAUGAGGCUUAAUUAAGGCUGAUAAGUGAAAUCUUCCAAGCUGACCUUAAGGAUAAUGUGAUUAAAAGCCAAUAAGCCAGUCAAUUUAACAGGGAGUAUAGUAUAGUUGAACAGCUAAUAAAAGUGAGGCUUGAGGAAAUAAUUGGCCUAUUCAAUUAACACCAAUAAUAGUGAAAUCCUUUAAAGGGAUUUAAUAAACAUCAAGGAUAAGUAAUGAUUGAAAUUAUAACGGAGACGGCUAAUCUACUGUGUUCAUGUAUCUUUCUUAGUGUUCAUUCCCAUUGUGAAUCAUAGUUCAGUAUUUCAUCCAGAGAAGACUCAACAUCCAUCAUGUAGAAAAUCUGAUUUUCAUUUUCGUAUCGUCUUAAUGUUGUUUUUUGAAGUAAAUAAAUCAUAAUUUUUAACUUGUGAAA
Ruditapes philippinarum (Manila clam) is the source of this 1806-nucleotide messenger RNA. Its product is annotated as heterogeneous nuclear ribonucleoprotein A2 homolog 1-like. Lineage: Eukaryota; Metazoa; Mollusca; Bivalvia; Venerida; Veneridae. Gene Ontology annotation, molecular function: RNA binding. Gene Ontology annotation, cellular component: nucleoplasm. The transcript has 9 exons. The record is from RefSeq and is a predicted model, not a curated record. Gene Ontology annotation, biological process: regulation of gene expression. Bases 134 to 1279 code for a protein of 381 amino acids.